GGGAAAUGUUGCCAGAAGACAGCAGUCCUGAUGAACUACACGAGCGUAUGGACCGUCUCCAGGAGCUGUACACUCAGUUUGACCAGCGCAACGGGGCGCUGCGGCGUCAGGCAAAAGCAUUGUAUUUGUUGCGCAGGAGGGGCAAGAGCGGGGUCGUGUAAGCGUUCGUUCCGAACAAUCCUUGGUACACAUACUAACUCCAGUGAGGACUUCGUUUAUAGAAAUUUAAUGAUGUAUUGAUAGACCAGUGAGGACCCUAGAUACGAACGAUCUUGAUUGUAUAUGAUUGAAAUAUUCGUUGCAUUAUUAUAUGAUUCAUCUCGAACUACCGAUUAGACCGAUUUGAACAACGUGAGCGAACCUCACCCGGAAGAAGACAAAAAAUGUUUAAUAUCGGUAGCAGCACAUGAUCAGCCAUUGAUAUUGUAUUUGUAUUGCAUGCAGCAGCCUUAUGGUUAUGAAGGAACAACGAGCCAGCGAAUAAAAAUAAAUGACAAGAACGAACAAAACUACAGCUCGAAAAUCCAGUUUACUACAUCCGAAGAGCACGACGACCGCAAGAAGUUGCACCAUUCACAUACAUUCACAUAGAUAGAGUAUGAGUAAAGAGAUACAAAGUUUGUUGAGUGCCAUCUACUUUCUUAUGGAUUUCUCUUUUUAUGAGAAUAGAUCCAUCUUUACGCGUUGCUGUCUACAUUUCUCAAGAAUUUACGUCCUUCGAAUGACGUAAUUUUUCCGUACCUACUCCUGCGCCCUACAUUAGGAGGUAAGUACCUACCAUGAUACACAGCAAUGAGUUUUUUUUAGCUCAAGCUUCUAUAACAAGUG
Molecule: messenger RNA, 828 nt
Organism: Amoebophrya sp. A120
Lineage: Eukaryota; Dinophyceae; Syndiniales; Amoebophryaceae
Source: the annotation of a GenBank genome assembly